UGGUAUAAAAUAGUGAGCAUCUGAGAGAGAAAAAUGAGAGACCAGCAGGACCUUCUACAGAUACAGAUCUCUGCACAAAGAUCUCCUGCGAUCAUCUCACACCUUCUGCUGUUCCUGCAGUUUGUGGAAGAGUUCUGCACUCCACCCUCACACACUCCUCACACACUCCUCCACUGUGAGUCAGGAUGAAGCUCCUCGCUCUGGUGCUUCUGCUCUCUGCUUUCUCCUCACUGUCCCUGACGGAGGUUGUAAAUUCUUUUAUACAAGCCUGUCCAUGGUUUUUCUUUCAAAACCCAGAAAUACACACAGACAUCAUCGUCCCCACUGUCUUCACUGGACAUCAGUAUAAGACGAUUUGUCAGCGCUGGAAAAACAAUUACAGAUUUGCCACUGUGUAUGACACUGAGAGGAGGAUCCCUGUUUACUCGGCCUACACCUUCUUAGAGCAAAAACAAAUUCAACGUACUGAUGAAUGGAAAAUUGAACCUCAGCUUGAAGAUUUCAAAGAAUAUAAAGAAGAGAAAAACAUGAUUGUGUCCCCGAUUGAUGAGAAAACUGUGAAUAAAAUAAAGAACCAGGCCGUGGAUUUAGAUUAUAAGGACACUGGUUAUACUCGAGGUCACGUUUUUCCAAAUCAGUAUGCUGCUGAUCAGGAUCAAGCAGAUUCCACCUUCACUUUAACCAAUAUAGCACCACAAACACAAAACAGCAAUGUGCAGUGGGCAGCACAAGUGGAGACCCCCAUGCUUGGAGAAAUGAAGCGCAUUUGCAAGCUGGACCAAAAUCACCUGGCGUAUAUUGUGACUGGUGCUGUUCCAGGGGAGAAAUGGAUACCCAUAAAAAGAAACAAGAAAGAAAUAAAAAAUGGAAUCAACAUUCCCAGUCAUUAUUGGAGCGCUUUCUGUUGCACUGAUAUUAAUAAAAUAACUAAUCUGGUAUUUGGGGCCUACCUCGCUCAACUCGAUAACUUUAAACUCCGAAGACCCGACAUUUCCAACCUGAAUAAACGACUCACUAAACUGUAUGGUAAAGAUUUUUCUGUGUUUCCAGGAUUAGAAGUUUAAAAUACAGAUUUCUAGAAUGAAAUUCUGUUUCUGUAUCAGAAAAUCUCAUGAAAACAGGUUUAUUCAUUUACUGCUGAUUAAAAGACAUGCAACAAAAAAUGUACCAAAAAAAUCCAUUCUUUUACUGCACACCUUCUGAUUUUAAUUGCACCUGCUUCCGAACACGUAAAAGCUUCGAUUAAUCAGUGUAAUCAAUGUUCUCACUGUUAAUUAACCUGCAGUUUAAUAAAACUUCUUGCA
Molecule: messenger RNA, 1304 nt
Organism: Silurus meridionalis
Lineage: Eukaryota; Metazoa; Chordata; Actinopteri; Siluriformes; Siluridae
Product: endonuclease domain-containing 1 protein-like
Exons: 3
Coding region: 186-1064 (292 amino acids)
Molecular function (GO): hydrolase activity; nucleic acid binding; metal ion binding
Source: RefSeq, a predicted model, not a curated record